AUGAAGUCCUGUCGCUGGCGAACGUUGUCCCCUCGCCGACAGCCAAACUCGUGCAGAUUGCACCCUACGAGACGCUUGACUUUGACUCUCAUCCGGAAGCACUACCUGUCCGCGACGGUGGAGACGUGGUCCGCCAAGCACCCGUCCUCGUCGCUGGCCACGGGCGUCAAGCGCAGCGAGCACUUUGAGCUCGACUACGCCGAGUUUCUCGACGACGCCCUCGUCGAGGCCUUUGACCUGCGCGAGAGCCUCGAGCGGAACGAGGAAAAGGACGACCCGGCGCAGCGGGACUGGUGGAUCCUGAAGCCCGGCAUGAGCGACCGCGGCCAGGGCAUUCGGCUCUUCAGCACGCAGGACGAGCUGCAGGCCAUCUUUGACGGAUGGGAGGCCGACAGGCCCGACAGCGAUGCCGGCGAAGACCAAGACGAAGACGGAGACGGAGAGGGGGAAGAAGCCGGCGGCGGCGCCCGCGACGGCAGCGGUGACUACAUCACGACAUCGCACCUGCGCCACUUUGUCGCCCAGCCGUACAUCCACCCGCCGCUGCUCCUCAACACGGACAGCCGCAAGUUCCACAUCCGCACGUACGUGCUGGCCGUCGGCUGCCUGUCCGUAUGGGUUGUCGCAAAUGUCGUCGGGGUCGUGGGGUGUUUGUAA
Verticillium alfalfae VaMs.102 is the source of this 657-nucleotide messenger RNA. Its product is annotated as TTL domain-containing protein. Gene Ontology annotation, biological process: protein modification process. Bases 1 to 657 code for a protein of 218 amino acids. Gene Ontology annotation, cellular component: P-body. The transcript has 3 exons. The record is from RefSeq and is a predicted model, not a curated record. NCBI's taxonomy places the organism in Eukaryota, Fungi, Ascomycota, Sordariomycetes, Glomerellales, Plectosphaerellaceae.